UCCUUCCGCUGUUCAAAUUAGCACAGAGCGCGCCCCCAGGGUUUAGCAGUUCGGCUAACUUAACGCAAAUUAUGUAAAACCAUACUGUGUCGCCAGUAUAAAAAGCCAGACGUGCAAGGUCCAUGCGUGGUACAGAAAGGGAAUUGUUGACAGAUGUUCCACUUAGUGUGUAGCUCAGCGGACCCUCAGCUGGCUGUUAUCUGCUCACUGCUCGCCAAACCAAUAUGGCUGAUGGUUAUGAUAUCGUAACCGCCCAAGAAGAAGACAUAGGAAGAAUUGCCGAAUUCUUACGCCGUCAUUUCUAUUCUAACUCUCCACUUAACUUAGGCAUUGGAGCCUCACCUGAUCGGAAGAUUAGCGAAAUGUUUCCUCUACAGUACCUGUCGGAAGGGACAUCUCUAUUAGCUGUUUCGCGAAAUGGUCAACGUAUUCUCGGCGCCUGCGUCAACGGAGAAAAUAGUCCAGUUGACCGAAAACACACCGAAUAUUUACAAUCGGUCAGUAAUGAAACUCACGCUAAAAUUAAUGAAUUCGUGCAGAAAAUGGAAGAUGAUGUUGAUAUCUGGAAACUUACUGGUGCUAAUCGUGCGCUGUAUAUUCAUAUACUGGCAGUAGAUCCCGCCGCCAGAGGUCAGGGAAUUGCAACGACCCUCAUGGAGAAAACCCGAGAAGUAGCGCGCUCUAGUGGUUAUCCAUUGCUACGCAUCCUUUGUACCAGUAAAUACAGCAUCAAAAUAGCGCGCAACAUGGGCAUGCGCAGUGUUUGCACUCUGCCGUUCUCCGAGUAUAAAGAUGAGAACGGGCACCCUGUAUUUACACCACCACAACCCCACACACAUGCAGAAAUGUUCGUUCUGAAACUUGACACUGAUACUUAUUAAGCAUGAUGCAGGUCAUCAGUUAUCGCCUCUUCCAGAAAUUGACCUUCCACCUUGAAAGAGGUUUAUGUUCUACAAUGACAAGUAACUAAAAUAUUCUUAUAUAAAACUGUGUAUUAAAUACUGCAGUACCUAAACUCUGUGUAAAAAUCCAGUCUAAAUAAACACUUAAGUAUCCCUACGAAAUAUUUACGCAUCUGAAGGAUCCUAUCUUCUGGGAUAUAAAGCCGUGUACUCCGGUGUAAGUACACUGACGUUUCGGAAGAACCUAUCGCCUCCAUCUUAAAAGUUCUAUCCCCUGGCAUAUAAAGAUGCAUAGUCUAGUGAAAGUCAACUGAUGUUUCGGAGGAAUAAAUGCCUUCCAUCUUAAAGGUGGAAGAGUAAGGAAGUAAGAAAGCAGUGUGAAGUAAUCUGUCCUUGCUGCCUGAUUCAUCUUGGUUUCUUGUCUGGCUUAGUCUUCGAUCCUAAAGAUUAAAGAGAUAUGUUCCUUCGAAACGUCGGGUAAUCUUCACUGGACUACUCGGUGUUAUAUGUCAGAAGAUAGAACUCUUCACAAUUCCCGCUGUGACAUCAGUUAAGGUAGGCCAAUAUGGAUAAACAGAUAUAAUUUCCUGAUAAAACUAAAUAAUUAACGUGAAUUAUAACUGAUAGAAGGUGUAUGCUUACGAGCUUUCCUAUUUCUUAGGUUUCGCCUUCCUUCCAUGGAGUACAUUUGAAAUCAACACAAGGAUUACAAUAUGAUUCUAAAUUAUUGUCGGUGUUUCCGUAGCCUAUAGUUUUCAAAGCGGAAGCAAUAAAAUAAAACUGCUUACGGAAUAUUAAAAUAUAACUCAAAAGUUUUAUUUACAAAUGCUCGCAAACCUUUUGAAUUACACUUUAGUAUUCCAUAAGCAGUUUAUUUUUUUGUUUGAAAAUUAUAGGCCACCAAAACUCGGACAGUAAUUUAGAAUCUCCUUGCAUAUUUAUAAACACUCUUAUAACAAUGUUAUUGUUUCCUGAGAUUGGAACAUGAUGCCAUGCAGUCUAGUAGAAAUUCACACAUGUUUAGGAGGAAACUGUUGCUUCAAUCAUCAGGGUAAAAGUCAGCCAUACGUGGAAGAAAGUGUUGCAGUUAUUUGGAGAGGAACAGCAGCAAUGGGAGAAUUGAACGAACCAAUAGAAGCAAGGAGAAUGGGAGAAUUGAGCGAACCAAUAGAAGCAAGAAGAAUGGGAGAAUUGAGCGAACGAACAGAAGCAAGGAGAAAGGGUGAAAUAAUCUAUGGUUCAUGAAAACGACCUUUUGUGAGAAUUCUUCAGAUUCUUCGAUAAAUGUGUACCAGACUGCACGGCAUCAUCAUCCUGGAAGGAAGUAAUCUUCGUAGUUAACGCAACGAGGACCUCAGCUGUUAGAAUCAUCUAUGAAAUAAAUCAGAGCUACUUGUAGUUGGUCAGAUCAAUGGGAGACGCAACAGGCCAACGGGCCGACUGCUCGAAGGAGGUGGAAGGUGGAGGGGGGGGGGGUUCAUUAGUGAAGUUUAAAUCCCUUGCACGUUUCUGCAGCGCAGAAGCCUCCCGAUUAUCCGGGGUGGAUGGGAAGUGAAUUUCCCCUAGUAAACGGACACCCCGGACAAUCAGCAAUACGUAACUAUUUUGAUAUGCGACAUCUCUACAACUAUUCUCGUGUUAAUAAUGACCUUCAUGAGAGCGUCAUUCUGUACACUGUAUACGAGGUAAUUUACUUUAUUUCGGCCCAAAUGGAUCAUAUUCAAGAGGCAUAUAUUUAAAAAAAUGCUUUAAAAUUUUAAUAUAUAGCAUUUUUUCUAAUAUUACAAAAUUACGUUUAGGGAAACGUGUGGGACACGACAGUUAUUGUACAGGGCAAUUCUAAAUUAUUGUAGGUGUUUCCGUUUAUAGGCCACUGAAACCCAGACAAUAAUUUAGAAUCACUCUGUACAUUCUUCUUGCUUAUUAUCUGUCACUUCUUCUGCAGUCUCUGCAGAAGUUACGCGUGGCAAUCAGUUGGCAAUGCAACUUGUACAACAAUAACAAAAAAAAAUUAUACUAUGCCUUCUGAAGAUGGCACAUAUGGGUCGAAAACAUGAAGAUAAUAAAUCAAUAUACCUAUUCUACUGUGGAUCCAGAGAAAUAGCCGUUGCUAGCGAACGGCUCUAAAAUAUCAUUUGUUUCUAGGCAACGGCCGCGAAACAA
Cryptotermes secundus is the source of this 3065-nucleotide messenger RNA. Its product is annotated as dopamine N-acetyltransferase. NCBI's taxonomy places the organism in Eukaryota, Metazoa, Arthropoda, Insecta, Blattodea, Kalotermitidae. Gene Ontology annotation, molecular function: N-acetyltransferase activity. The transcript has 2 exons. Bases 225 to 881 code for a protein of 218 amino acids. The record is from RefSeq and is a predicted model, not a curated record.